AUGACUCUUCUGUUGGGCCCUCCACAGCUCUGCGAUUUCAACGAAACUGGAACACAAAAUAAAAAAUUAGUAAGGUGUGGCACAGUGAUCGGAAAGACGGAGAACAGUUUUCAAACCUACAUAUCCUCAGGGGACGCCUUCCUCGACUUUUUCUUCCACGUCGAGCCCUACACUCAAUCUGGCUUGGUAACCCACUUUGUGGCAAACGCAUGGAGGCAAAACCCUCUCAUCGCUUUGAAGCUCAUCUGUCAAUUAAGAGGCAUCCGAGGAACGGGCAAAUCCGACCGAGAAGGAUUCUACACCGCCGCAUGUUGGAUGCAUUCUCACCACCCCAAUACCCUCCUCGCCAAUCUCUCCACCUUUUCACAAUUCGGAUACCUUAAAGAUCUUCCAGAGAUACUUCUCCGCAUACUGCAAGGACCCCAACAGACUGAUCGAACAACAGGGAGCAAACUUGAAAGAAUUGAGUAUUUUGUCCGGAAGGGCACUGCUGCAAGAGAGGCCAAAAAGUGCGAGACUCUCAAGCCCAGAGAAGAGAGGAUUGAAGUAGAUUUGUUAAAAGGAAAGCAGAAGAGCGCAGCAGCAAGGGUUUCGAGGAGGCAAAAAUUGAUGGAAGAUGCAUGGAGAGCCGUCAAGCGUUACUCCAAUGAUUCAAAUUACAGAGCACUUCAUGAUGAAAUAGCCCAACAUUUCGCCAAUUUACUGGAAAAGGAUUUGGAUGCGCUUAAAUUGGGCAAAUUGGAGGACGUAAGCCUGGCCACAAAGUGGUGUCCUUCUCUUAACUCCUCGUACGAUCUUUCUACUCUUCUCUGCGAGAACAUCGCACGAAGGGUUUUUCCUCGUGAAGACUAUCCCGACGUGGUAGAUGAGCGACAUUAUGUCUACAGGGUCCGCGACAGGCUGGGGAAAGAAGUCCUGGUUCUGCUGCGAAAAGCACUGCAGUUACCAGAAGUGUAUAUAAGUGCAAAUUUGUGGAGCGAAUUGCCAUACACCAAAGUGGCCUCCAUUGCAAUGAAGAAUUACAAAAAGCUCUUCCUCAAGCACGACCCAGAAAGAUUUGCCCAGUUUCUCGUAGACCGGUAA
This is a messenger RNA of Cryptomeria japonica (Japanese cedar), 1083 nucleotides long. RefSeq lists its product as uncharacterized. The transcript has 2 exons. NCBI's taxonomy places the organism in Eukaryota, Viridiplantae, Streptophyta, Pinopsida, Cupressales, Cupressaceae. Bases 1 to 1083 code for a protein of 360 amino acids. The record is from RefSeq and is a predicted model, not a curated record.